Molecule: messenger RNA, 2149 nt
Organism: Daldinia caldariorum
Lineage: Eukaryota; Fungi; Ascomycota; Sordariomycetes; Xylariales; Hypoxylaceae
Product: FAD dependent oxidoreductase
Exons: 3
Coding region: 293-1564 (423 amino acids)
Biological process (GO): retrograde transport, endosome to Golgi
Cellular component (GO): late endosome; cytoplasm
Molecular function (GO): oxidoreductase activity
Source: RefSeq, a predicted model, not a curated record
AACGUCACCAGCAGCUUGCACGGUUAUACUAUGUAUACCUAGCCUAAUAUUAUACAUUGAAUUACGUUCACUAGUAGAUAUCAGUUGGGUAUAGGUAUUCUAGUUAUUAUAACUACCAUAACCCUUGGGUUGUUUCGGCUUUUCUUAUCUGUCGAUGUAAUAUAAAUAAGCUAUAUCUUUAAUCUAUAAUCCCAUUCUCUCCUAUAGACGUGGUGAGAAUAACGGAUAUUCCAUCUCAAAUUCAUUACCUUCUAAGAAAAGAAAAGAAAAGUAAGGCUUUUAAACCGAUGCCAUGCCUACAACCGUGAUCUUAGGCGCCGGUAUCAUCGGCACCUCGACCGCGUACUACCUGUCCCAGCAGCAGCAGCAGCAGCAGGCGGGGUCGGGCAGCAUCCACCUCGUCGAGCCGUCGCCCGAGCUGUUCGCCUCGGCGUCCGGCUUCGCGGGCGGGUUUCUGGCCAAGGACUGGUUCUCGCCCGCGUCGGCGGACCUCGGCGCCCUGAGCUUCGAGGAGCACCGCCGGCUGGCCGAGCGCGAGGGCGGCGCCGAGAGAUGGGGCUACGCCAAAAGCACCUCCAUCACCUUGCUGUCCGAGGCGGCGGCCAGGUCCCGUGAGAGGGUCGACCUCUGGGUUCGCGACGGCGCCAGCCGCGCUGAGGCCGCGGGCGCGAAACCGGUGGUCGGCACGCCGCCGUCGUGGUUGAGGUUGGCGGACGGGGAUCAGGUCGAGGUUAUUAGUGAGGAGGGGACUGUUGCGCAGAUAGACCCGCUGCAACUAUCCCAAUUCCUGCUACAAAAAUGCCUCGACGCCGGCGUGCGCCUACACCACCCGGCCAAGGCCCUAUCCAUCCAGACCGACACGCGCAACGAGCUCUCGAGCAUCCGCGUCGCGGACACGCACGUGUCCGGCACGGAGACCGAUAUCCCGUGCACCAACGUCGUCAUCGCGGCGGGCGCCUGGUCGCCGCAGGUCUUCCGGACGCUGUUCCCGACGUCGGGCUUCGCGCUGCCCAUCUCCAGCCUCGCGGGCCACUCCCUCGUCGCCACGUCGCCCCGGUGGACGCCCGAGCACGAGCAGCCCGGCGGCAGUAGCUGCCACGCGCUGUUCCUGUCCAGCCGCCCGGGCUACUCCCCCGAGAUCAUGUCCCGCCGAGUAGGAGGAGGAGGAGGCGGUGGCGGCAACAUAUACGUCGCGGGGCUCAACUGCGCGGCCGAGCCGCUGCCGGACCUGGCGACGGACGCGAAGCGACAGAUCUCGCGGGAGAGCAUCGAGACGCUGCGGGAGACGGCGCGGGAGGUGCUAGGCGAGGACGGGGUAGAGAUUAUCCGGGAGGGGUUGUGCUUCCGGCCGGUGACGGAGCGCGGCACGCCGAUCGUGAGCCGUGUGGCGGACGAGCUUCUGGGGCCUGGGGUUGGCACGCGGCCGGCGCCGGAGGGAGGGGUGUAUGUUGCGUCGGGACACGGGCCGUGGGGGAUAAGCAUGAGUUUGGGGACGGGGUUGGUUAUGGCUGAGAUGAUUCAGGGGAGGGCGUUGAGCGCUGAUGUGUCGGGUUUGAGUUUUUGACGUCUGUCUAUGGAUAUUGCUACGAUGCAUUGGUACUUUGGGUGGUUGCAUAUAUUUCGCAUCUGAGCGGUAUCUAACGUCUAUAUUUUGGAUAAAAUGGCUGUUUCGGCUAUAUACCUCACAUCCCCAAUUCCGUGUUAAUCAGGACAUGAUGCUGUUGACCUUCCACAGCAUCUGACCACUAGACAAAGCAAAAAUUAUUAAAUGCAAGACCAAACAGUCUAAUCGUGAUGGCAACGAGAUAGCGAGUUUUAAUCCAAUUUACAUGAUGCAAUUCGUACCUUUAUCCUCGAUUAUACAGCCAGGACGAAUAACAGCAAAAUAUCGAAUCUCGAACAAACUUGCUCACGAGCAAAUUCGCUCUUAUUAACAAGUCUACUCAACCUGCCGCGGCUCUAAUUCAUCCGUACGACUCAUUUCACAUGUCAUCGAGACUACCUAAGACCUAGAGCCUUGUCUACCAGGUUAACCCGUAACCUUCUGGAGUAAUAGUCGUAGAACGUGUACAACCCGCUUGACCGUAGCUACGCUAUUACGAUGAAAAGACGGGUGAGUCACACAACUUCACGCUCAGACACGAUAAAC